CGGAGCUGAACUGUGACCAGAAGCUCAGCCAGAACUCACCGUUAACUGUCUCCUAGCUGAGCUUAGUCGACCUGACGUUGUUUACUCUGCGUAGAGAGGAGACGUGUGGAGAAAUGCGGACACAAACACUGGCCUGAAAAUAACACACAACCAUGCACUUGUCGUUAGUUUGCCUCGCCAAGCCGGUGCUUUACGGAUACUUCAGAAGCUCGUGUUCCUGGAGGGUUCGCAUUGCUUUUGCUCUUAAAGGCAUCGAAUAUGACCAGGUUCCAGUCAAUCUGAUCAAAGACGGAGGCCAGCAGCACACAGAGCUGUUCGGAGCAGUAAACCCCAUGAAGCAAGUACCUGCAGUGAAAAUUGAUGGCGUCACCCUUUGUCAGUCGCUGGCAGUGAUCCAGUACAUCGAGGAGACCAGACCGGGACCUCGUCUUCUUCCAGCAGACCCAAAGACACGCGCCAAGGUUCGGAUGAUCAGCGACCUCAUCGCCUCGGGGAUACAGCCCGUGCAGAACUUGUCUGUGCUCCAGAAGCUCGGAGAAGACAAGGCGCAGUGGGCUCAGCACUUCAUUGAUCGUGGUUUUCAAGCUCUGGAGCCAAUUCUAAAGGAAACAGCUGGAAAAUACUGUGUAGGUGACGAGAUUUCCAUGGCAGACUGCUGUUUGGUCCCACAAGUCUACAACGCAGAGAGGUUCAAAGUGGACCUCGAACAGUUUCCAACUAUCAAAAGGUUAAAUCAAACCUUACUGGAGAUGGAAGCUUUCAAAGUGAGCCAUCCAUCUCGCCAACCUGAUACACCUCCUGACCUGCAGGCGUAAAGACAGCAGCUCCACAGCCUUACACACAGUCAUGCUUUGUUAAAUAAAAUGCUUUGAAAGUGA
Stegastes partitus (bicolor damselfish) is the source of this 878-nucleotide messenger RNA. RefSeq names its product glutathione S-transferase zeta 1 (gene gstz1). Gene Ontology annotation, molecular function: maleylacetoacetate isomerase activity; glutathione transferase activity. Lineage: Eukaryota; Metazoa; Chordata; Actinopteri; Pomacentridae. Bases 153 to 815 code for a protein of 220 amino acids. Gene Ontology annotation, biological process: glutathione metabolic process; L-phenylalanine catabolic process. The transcript is spliced from 9 exons. Gene Ontology annotation, cellular component: mitochondrion; cytoplasm. The record is from RefSeq and is a predicted model, not a curated record.